Molecule: messenger RNA, 1418 nt
Organism: Stereum hirsutum FP-91666 SS1
Lineage: Eukaryota; Fungi; Basidiomycota; Agaricomycetes; Russulales; Stereaceae
Product: TPR-like protein
Exons: 5
Coding region: 85-1230 (381 amino acids)
Molecular function (GO): protein binding
Source: RefSeq, a predicted model, not a curated record
CUGUAUCUAGCCUCUUCAUUCUGAGCCCUUACUGUAUCUGUACCAACUCAUACGCGAUCACCUCCAAAGUCUUUAUUUCUGAUCAUGGGCCGAACACGAACCAAGACCCGUAAAACGAAACCUCCUGUCGUCGAAGUCCAGGAAAAAGCCACAUCCACUUCACAGUCACAACCCUCCGUAUCCUCCCUCAUCGAAAAAGCCCAGGAGCUCAUUGUACAGUGUGACUAUGAACUAGCUGGAAGAUUUGUUCAGCGUGUAUUGGAGAGGUCCCCAGACCAUGCGGAAGCACUUGAAAUGAUGGGGGUUGUACAGCUUGAGACGGGAGAGCUCGAUGCUGCAAAGGAGACCUUCCUAUCGUUAAUUUCACCACAAUCACCACAACCUCCACCUCCAGCCGCCUACCUUUACCUGGCUCAAUUGAGCGUCGAAGAUCCUCAGGAAGCAUUGCAAUAUUACAGAGCGGCAGUUGACAUCCUAUCCAUCCAACUCCAGGGAAAAGAGCGAGCCGUCGACUCGGCUGCAAAAAAUGAAGACGAACAAGAGACGAGGCGGACGAUUGUGAGAGCACUGAUUGGGCAAGUCGAAAUUUGGAUGGACCCAGAAUACGAACUGUGUUUUGACCCAGCAGCGGAGAAGACAUGCGAAGAUCUGCUAGAGUUGGCAUUGCAGACAGAUCCGGAUAACGUCGAAGCGCUGCAAUCGUUAGCUUCCGUGCGCAUGUCACAACAACGGCCGGAUGACGCAAAAUCAUUACUUGAAAAGUCCUGGAAUUCCUGGAAGAAUCUCGAGAAUGAUGACCCACGGCUGCCACCAAUACCCUCCCGUCUUGCCCUCACAAAACUCUUCCUCGAGCUCGAACUCUUCACACCUGCGCUUCUCGUCCUGACGGGCAUCAUGGCAGCAGACGACGAAGAAGUCGAGGCAUGGUACCUUGAGGGAUGGUGUUUCUUCAUGAUGGCGGAGAUGGCUCACGAACAAGGUGGAACGAUGGAUGAAUUGAGCUGGGAGACUUUGGCACAGGAUUCGAGGGAUUGUUUGGAGACGUGUAAAACGCUUCACAUGAAUCAAGAGCAUCCAGAUUUACCAUUAUUGGAGCACGUAAGUGAGCUGAUAGAGAAGUUGGAGGAGUUGGGCGUGAAGGCUUCGCCUGAGGAGGAAGGUCAGGAGGAAGGUGGAGAUUGGGAGGACAUGGAGGAUAGUGAUGACGAUGAGGAUAUCGAAAUGUCAUAGAGGUUUUUGGAACGGUUACCCGUCUCUCUCAGUCGACAUGGUCUUUUUAGGUCUCUGCCUGGACUCAUCCGUGGCCGUGGAGGAUCACCGAUAAAAGAUUUCCUUGGGUUUGCGACUCGUGAUACCGUUAAAGCGUUACACCUCUAUUGUCAUCCCGCACGCACACACGCCACAGCUUUGGACAAUGC